UCGCUAUUAUUUUGCUUUCCCCUUCUUCUCCGUUCUCCCAGAGCUCACUUCCUUUCAAUUCACCUCUAAAAUUAGACAUAUGGACUGUUCGGAGAAUCGUUGAAUGGAGACCUUGCAAGUGGUGGCUACAAGGAGAUCCCACUGAUUAUUGCAUUGGUUUUUUGUUGAAAUGCUGCAGCUCUGCCAGUAGAGACUAAUGGAUAUAUCCGAGUGGAUUGCUAUGGUGGCCUCAAUCAGAUGCGAAGAGAUUUGUGCGAUGGUGUUGGUAUUGCACGUCUGUUAAAUGCAACCCUGGUUUUACCAAAGUUUGAAGUGGCUGCAUAUUGGAAUGAAUCAAGGUAAUAGCAAUACGCCUUUAUCUUUGACAUUGGGAUUGUUCUGAGCAGUGAGCUCUAUAAGAUUGUGUUGUUAUGCUUGCAAGAAUUUGUUUGCAGUUUAGAAGCAACUAGCAGUAUAUGAGUGUUGCAUCCCAUCUUAGACAAUGGUGAAGUAAUGAAUGGAGGUUAUUCGUAGUUUUCCUUUGGUUUUACAUUUGUGCAAAUCUUGUAUAAUUAUUUUAUGGUUUAUUUUUAGGUACUAUCCUUGUAUGACCAAUUAUCUUGAUCUCAGCGGCUUUGCAGAUGUAUUUGAUGUCGAAUACUUUAUUCGCCAGAUGAAUGGCUUUGUUAAGGUUGUGAAAGAGUUGCCAUCAGAGAUUGCAUCAAAAGAGCCUUUUCGAGUAGACUGUAGCAAACGCCGAGGCCAAUUUGAUUACAUUGAAAGUGUUCUUCCAUCAUUGUUGGAACAUAAUUAUAUUUCAAUUACGCCAGCAAUGAGCCAAAGAAGAGAUAGGUAUCCACUAUAUGCUAAAGCUGCCCUUUGUCAAGCUUGUUACAGUGCAUUGCGCCUCGCAAGAUCCUUGAAGAAGAAAGCCUCUAAGCUUCUAGAAGCAAUACCCAAACCCUUUCUCUCACUUCACCUUCGUUUCGAACCUGACAUGGUAGCAUACAGCCAAUGCGAAUACUCCGGCCUUUCUUCUGCCUCCAUCAACGCCAUUGAGGCUGCACGAGGAGAUAGAAAACCAUGGACUGGAGAGCUGGCUCGCAUUUGGAGAAAACGAGGGAGGUGUCCUCUUACCCCUAAUGAAACGGCCUUCAUACUUCAAGCACUUUCCAUUCCCACAAACACAAAUAUAUAUCUGGCAGCUGGAGAUGGUCUGAUGGAACUUGAAGGUUUAACAUCUGUUUACACCAAUGUAGUUACCAAGUCUAGCCUCCUUACCGGUGAGGAUUUCACAAGCAUGCAUGGAAACACAAAAGCCGCAUUGGAUUAUCACGUGUCUAUUAACAGUGAUUCUUAUGUGGCAACAUAUUUUGGAAAUAUGGAUAAGAUGGUUGCGGCAAUGAGAGCUUUGAAGGGGUUGUACAAAACUCUCUUUUUAAGCAGGCGAGCUUUUGCAGAGUUCACUUCACAGGGUUUUAGCGGAAAAGAUUUGAUGCGAGCCCUAUGGAAGUCUCACAGAGAUAAUUAUGUCAUGGGAAUAGGGUCUGCUUUGCCCGACUGUUUUUGUGAAUUAACAUUGUGAUUUGUACAUUUCAAAUCUUUCUUUCCAUCUUUUUAAUGUUUUUUCCGUUCUUUAUUAUUAUAAACUAACUUGUAUUGUAUGACCACAUUUAGCCGUCAUAAAUUUUGCAAAAAGAACUAUUUGCAAGAUUUUCUUUAUAA
Carya illinoinensis is the source of this 1704-nucleotide messenger RNA. RefSeq names its product O-fucosyltransferase 13-like. Lineage: Eukaryota; Viridiplantae; Streptophyta; Magnoliopsida; Fagales; Juglandaceae. The record is from RefSeq and is a predicted model, not a curated record. Gene Ontology annotation, cellular component: cytoplasm. The transcript is spliced from 5 exons. The coding region runs from base 497 to 1564 and encodes 355 amino acids.